GCAAACCUAACAUUCUCAUCCCAAAAAAACACAAACAAAAAUGCAUUGCAUAACCCUUAAACACCAAAUUUCUCCAUUACUCCCUAAUAUUUGCAGUACUACUAAUUUUGGUGUAUUUUUUAGACCAAAAUUAUAUACUAAUUAUAAUAUUAUUAAUAAUAAUGCUACAAAAUCAAGAUUAUCACGUGCAUGCUACCCCAUCCAAUGUGCUGUGGUCAAUAGUUCUAAUGCAAUUAUUGAUCGACGAUCAGCCAACUUUGAGCCAUCCAUUUGGUCUUUCGAUUAUAUUCAAUCUCUUACAAGUCAAUAUAAGGGAGAACCUUAUACAAGUCGAGUGAAAAAACUUGAGAGAGAUGUGAAAAAAAUAUUAGUUGAGAUGGAAAACUCUUUAGCUCAACUUGAACUCAUUGAUACAUUGCAAAGACUUGGAAUAUCUUACCGUUUUGAGAAUGAAAUAAAUUCUAUUUUGAACAAAAAAUAUGUCAAUAUUAAUAAUCCUAAUUAUAAUUUAUAUGCCAUUGCUCUUCAAUUUAGGCUUCUACGUCAACAUGGCUAUGCAGUACCUCAAGAGAUUUUUAAUCAGUUGAAGGACGAGAUAGAAAACAUCAAAAAACACAUAAAUGGUAAUGAUAUCAUGGGAGUAUUAGCCUUAUACGAAGCUUCUUUUUAUGAGAAAAAAGGCGAAAGUAUUUUAAAGGAAGCUAGAAUUUUCACAACUAAAUGUCUCAAAAACUACACUAUCAUGAUAUCAGAGCAAAAAAAGUUACUGAUUGAUAAUGAUUAUGAUUAUGAUAUCGAAGUAGUGAAUCAUGCUUUAGAGCUCCCACUUCAUCGGAGGACCACAAGAACAGAAGCAAAGUGGUUCAUUGACGCAUAUGCGAAAAAACAAGACAUGAAUCCUAUGUUGCUUGAGUUAGCCAAACUCGAUUUCAACAUAGUACAAUCAACACAUCAUGAAGAUCUAAAACAUAUAUUCAGGUGGUGGAGACAUACUAAACUUGGAGAGAAAUUGAAUUUUGCAAGAGAUCGAUUGAUGGAAUGUUUCUUAUGGAAUAUUGGAAUAAGAUUUGAGUCAAAAUUCAGCUAUUUUAGAACAAAAACUGCCAAAUUAUUUGAGCUAGUAACAUUUAUAGAUGAUAUAUAUGAUGUUUAUGGAACAUUGGAUGAAUUAGAGCUUUUCACCAAAGCUGUUGAGAGAUGGGAUGUGAAAAUGAUAAAUGAGUUACCAGAAUACAUGAAGAUGCCUUAUCUUGUUUUACACAAUACCAUAAAUGAUAUGGUAUUUGAGGUGUUAAGAGACCAAGAAAUCUCCAUCAACAUUCAAUAUCUUAAGAAAACGUGGGUCGAUAUGUGUAAAAGUUUCUUGCAAGAGGCAAAAUGGUACUAUAGUGGAUACACACCAACAUUGGAAGAAUAUAUUGAAAAUGGUUGGAUUUCAGUAGGAGCACCAGUUAUUCUUGUGCAUGCUUAUUUUUUUCACGCAAAUAAUAAUCGCACAAUUACAAAUACUAAAGAGAUUUUCGAAUGCUUGGAAUAUGGUUAUUAUCCUGCCAUUAUUCGUCACAGUGCCAUAAUAUUACGAUUUACAAAUGACCUAACAACAUUAUCGGAGGAAUUGAAAAGAGGUGAUGCUCCGACAUCAAUUCAAUGUUACAUGCAAGAAAAAAAUGUAUCUGAAGAGGAAGCUCGUGAACAUAUUAAGUUUUUAAUAAAUGAAGCAUGGAAGGAGAUGAAUAAUGAUGUUGGAUUAUAUCCAAUCUCAUUGACUGAAGAUGCUACAAACUUUGCUAAGAUGGGAUUUUUCAUAUAUCAACAUGGUGAUGGUCAUAGUUCUCAAGAUAAUCAAUCCAAACAAAAAAUUUCAUCCUUGAUUAUUGAACCUAUUCCCCUAUAUACAUAAUAAUAAUAAUUAUUAGUUAAUUAAAAUUAUCUUGUCUCCAAGAAAAAAAAACAUAUGAUCUGAGAUAUAUUAUAGAAGUAAUUAUAAAUAUAUAUUUGUUGUAAGUUUACUUUUAUUGAAUAAGUAUUUAUUUUGAAAUAUCUUAAGUUUUUUAUUUUCUCUCAAUUCAAUAAAAAAUUUAAAUUUGGUAUUUCGAUCA
Cannabis sativa is the source of this 2099-nucleotide messenger RNA. RefSeq names its product myrcene synthase, chloroplastic. The record is from RefSeq and is a predicted model, not a curated record. Gene Ontology annotation, biological process: diterpenoid biosynthetic process. Lineage: Eukaryota; Viridiplantae; Streptophyta; Magnoliopsida; Rosales; Cannabaceae. The coding region runs from base 41 to 1900 and encodes 619 amino acids. The transcript is spliced from 7 exons. Gene Ontology annotation, molecular function: terpene synthase activity; magnesium ion binding.